Molecule: messenger RNA, 7646 nt
Organism: Pongo pygmaeus (Bornean orangutan)
Lineage: Eukaryota; Metazoa; Chordata; Mammalia; Primates; Hominidae
Exons: 19
Coding region: 79-1956 (625 amino acids)
Molecular function (GO): protein-N-terminal asparagine amidohydrolase activity
Source: RefSeq, a predicted model, not a curated record
CGGGGGCGGCGGGCGGCCCGGGGCUGCAGGGGCAGGAGCCGCCUCCUCCCAGGGCCUGCCUGGGCGGCCGCCUCCGCUAUGCGGCUGCUAGCCGAGGGGCGGCGAGUGAGGCUGCAGCAGUUAGCCGGGGACCUCGUCCGAGCCCAUCCGCCUUUGGAGGAAAGAGCCAGACUUCUCAGAGGUCAGUGUGUUCAACAAGUGGGACCCCAGGGCUUUCUGUUUGUUCAGCAAACAGAGCUUGUAGUGGCCUCCCCAAAGGAUGGCUCCAUCUCCAUUCUGGGUUCUGAUGAUGCCACUACUUGUCACAUUGUGGUCCUGAGGCACACAGGUAAUGGGGCCACCUGCUUGACACGUUGUGACGGAACCGACACCAAAGCUGAGGUCCCCUUGAUCGUGAACUCCAUAAAAUCCUUUUCUGACCACGCUCAAUGUGGAAGGCUGGAAGUGCACCUCGUUGGAGGCUUCAGUGACGACAGGCAGUUGUCACAAAAACUCACUCAUCAACUUCUUAAAUUAAAUGACCGGGAAGAAAACGAAAACCACUUUCCAAUAAUAUAUGGCAUUGCUGUCAACAUUAAGACUGCAGAGAUUUACAGAGCCUCCUUUCAAGAUCGGGGUCCGGAGGAGCAGCUGCGUGCUGCGCAAACUUUAGCAGGAGGACCAAUGGUAGGGGACACACAGGAGUGUCACAGGAGUGAGGAUCGUCAGGAGCAUCACCAGCUGACUCGGAUAGCAGACCCCAUGUUAGCUGAAAUGGGGAAAAACUUGAAGGAGGCCAUGAAGAUGCUGGAGGACAGUCAGAGAAGAACAGAAGAGGAAAAUGGAAAGGAGCUCAUAUCCGGAGAUAUUCCAGGCCCACUCCAGGGCAGAGUGACCUUGAGGAAUCCUGGGAGCUCAGGAAGGAAGGAGUGCCCAGAAGCAGGGACAGGGAGCUGGCUGGGGAGGACCAGAAAUCAGGUUAUCCAUUCUCUGCCUGAUGAUUUUCAUCCUGGGACUGACUUUUGUGGAAUUCCUUGGAUAGUUAUCAUUAUUGUGUUUCUGGGAAUUUCUACACUUGCCAUUUUCCUCUGGAAAACUAGCCUUUGUGUGUCUUUCCUCAAGACUGUCUUAAAGUCACAAAAUGUACAUGACGGAUCCAAGGAUGUACAGCGGAAAGCCUGGAGGUCCAAUAGCCGUAGCCGGGAAGGAAUUAAAUUUGGCCGGGAAGACCGCUUUACUUCAUGGAGACAUAUGGAAGCCAAAGUUCGAGCUGAAGUCCGUAAGGUGACAGGGAAGGUCAACAGUCAUUACAAAAUCAAUGGACAGAGGAAGACUGCUGAGGAAGAGAAACAAAACAUGAAAGAAUGUGAGCAAGCAGAAAACGAGAGGCAGCUAUCAGAGGCAGAGGAGAAUGGGAAAUUGGAUAUGAAAGAAAUACACACCCAACUGCAACCGUUUCAACGCACGCAAGAGUUGCAGCGGCGGGCAGAGGACUACUACAGAUGCAAAAUCGCCCCUUCUGCAAGAAAGCCUCUUGCCAACUCAGGAAGUUUGUUUGUUUUCCUUGCUUUUGGACAUAGUCUGCCAGGUCAGGACAUGGAUGUAUUUUUCUCCCCACAGCUCUGUGCUCAAGCCUUGCAAAGGUGGAGGGCAGAGAGGAAGGCUGCCUACAAGCGGCACAGGUGUGAAAUGAGGCAAAAGCAGAGAGUGCCAGAGAGACACAUGAGUCAGGAGCCAGUCCAGGGACGACCGGGCCUAGAGAACCCUUUCUGGAGGGCAGAUUCAGGACCUCAUUGGGUUCCCAUGAGGAACAGCAGCGGCGUCCCAGCUGAAAACACAGAGAAGACAAAGGUAAAUGCUGGGGACGUUUUCACUCUUCCUAUAUCAGGACGCUUUGGUCUUUUCCGACAAUGCCCUCUCCUGGCCUGGCCUCUGCUCUGUAGGUUCUGUGGUGCCUUUUCUGUCUCGACUUCUUGAGAAGCAAAAUCUUCUCCAUGAGCUUUCAGGCUUCUCCGUUCCCAGCUGAUCAUCGUUGGUGGCACCUCCAGAAUCCAUAAAAGCUCAGGGACCGAGGGCUGAUGGGCUUUUACUGUUCUGUUUCCAGAAAUAACACGAGGAGGCACCACUGACCUCCAGUACUGUAGGUCUCAUGGCGCGGUGAACUCUGACUGAUCCACCUUACCCAAGAUGUUGUGGGGUCUCAUUUCCGAAAUAUGUGGGAUUUUCUUUUGCUGUGAUUUUGUUUGCAUUCUGCCGUAAUGUAGGUGAUUAACGUUUGAAAUAUCUGCUGUAUUCCCAGAAGUGAAAAUAGUGAAAACGCAUUAAUCUAACAUUAAUUUGUGCUUUGUGCAAUUUUGAAUGCUCUUUGACAAGGCCAAUUCCAUAGUUCGUCACAGUCCCAUCCCUGUUGGUAACCAUGUUGUGCAAAAACACCUUCAUACCCACACAGUGGGGCCCCUGAUCUAAUAUUCUAAGUGUCAGAGGUUCCAUAUUUGUAAUAGCAAAUAGGCCCUGACUGUAAAUUAGUGAAGAGUGAAUGUAACUUAUUACCUACAGGGACAAUUCCAAAUGAAGGCCUUAAAUGAUGCUCAGCUAAGCUGAUUCUUGUGUGGCCUCUGUACCUUCAAAAGCUGCCGAGUCCUAUGAUUACACAUGAUGAGACUUGUACACUUGAAGUGAAACACAGUUUUAAAACUUGCUUUCUUUAGAAUUCCCACCUCAUUUUUCCAUGGGGUAUUCUUUAUGUCGUAGUGCACUUACAAUUUGGUAUUACCUGGGAGUGAAAAGAAAUAUUACAGCCAUGUCUAACUGACUUCUUGAGAUAAGAUUGUUCUGUCAGAAAUCCCUCUCCCAGUUCCCCUGAAGCUCUUCAGGAAUCCACAUCUCUCCAGAGCUCUUUGUUCUCAUGGGUGGCACCUCCAGAGUGAAGAAGAUCCUUUGUCCAGAAGGGAAACAGAGGGGAAAUGAGAGGGUCCCGCAGGCAGAGCUGGAAUCAACUUCCACUCUGCCUCUUGCAAGCUGUGUGACCCUGGGCACAAUUUCUCCUUCCUCUGGAAACCUCUGUUUUCUUCGAUUUGGAGCAGGGUGGUCACACUGACCUUGCAGAGUUCUGAGAAUCAGAGACAGAACAUAAAAGGCCUGGAAAACAUUCUCCAAAAAGAAGCUGCAACAUGUGUGGACAAUGGGCUUUUCAUGCCUCUCUUACUCUCUGUUGACCUGGUGCAAGAAACGUGCUCUGGUGCUGGCUGUGAGGGAGGAAAGAGGAUAGACAUAGACACUCCUGUGUCUCAAACAUGCUUCUUUAUUACCCUGUUAUUACUCUGUCUUCCCUGGGGCAGGACCCCAGCCUGCCUCCAUUUGCAAACAGACACAGUGGCAUGUGGAGACAACAGUGUGUCCCAAUGACUUUUCUUUACUCCCCAGCUGUGGGCAGUACUCAGUGGAAGGGUGAUAUUAUGACACUGAUACUGCUAUUUUGAAACCUGGAGGAGGGAAAGGUGCAAAAAUCUAUCACCAGCAACAGAAGGUGCAGCCUGUGUUGGUGGCGGUAAUUUUGUCCAUCAAAUGAAUAUGUGUGAAAACAUUUCCUCCUUCGGCCCUACAGGUCAGGAUGGCGGCAGUGGAGCACCAUCAUUCCUCAGGGUUGCCCUACUGGCCCUACCUCAUGGCUGAAACUUUAAGAAAAAGGAUGGGCCACAAGCCAACUCCUCCACCUCAGUGUGAUCUGAGAGGUCAGCCACAUCCAUCAGUUAAAGGGUGUCUGAGACUGCUGACUCUUUCUCGACUACAGUGUCUACUAGGACCUCAACCACAUUCAACAACUGAUGAUUUUCUGAGAACAGAGACACCUCAAGACGAGUGUGCCCUGGGACCUGAACCACUUCCUCGAGCUGAUGAUUUUCCGAGACUCAAGACACCUCCCGAGGGUCUUUUCAUACCAAUUUCCCCUUUUCCAGUUGAUGAUUCUCUGAGCCUGAAGACACCUCCCGAGUGUCUUCUGGUACCCCUUCCACCUUCUCCAGUUGAUGAUUUUCUGAGACCACAAACACCUCCCGUCCAGUGUCACCUGAGACCUGUACCAUUUCAUCAAGCUGAUGAUAUCAGGAGACUCAAGAAACCUCCUGACUGUUUUUUCACACCCCUUCCACCUUCUCCAGUUGAUGAUUCUCUGAGGCUGCAGACACCUCCUGAGUGUCUUCUGGUACCCCUUACACCUUCUCCAGUUGAUGAUUUUCUCACACCACAGGCACCUCCCAUCGAGCGUCGCCUGGGACCUGUAGCAUUUCCUCGAGCUGAUGAUUUUAGGAGACCCAAGGAACCUCCCGAGUGCUUUUUCGCACCCCUUCCACGUUCUCCAGUUGAUGAUUCUGUGAGCCUGAAGACACCUCCCAAGUGUCUUGUGGUACCUCUUCCACCUUCUCCAGUUGAUGAUUUUCUCACACCACAGGCACCUCCCAUCGAGCAUCGUCGCCUGGGACCUGUAGCAUUUCCUCAAGCUGAUGAUUUUAGGAGACCCAAGGAACCUCCCGACUGUUUUUUCACACCACUUCCACCUUCUGCAGUUGAUGAUUCUCUGAGCCUCAAGAAACCUCCCGAGUGUCUUCUGGUACCCCUUCCACCUUCUCCAGUUGAUGAUUUUCUGAGACCACAAACACCUCCCGUCCAGUGUCACCUGAGACCUGUACCAUUUCAUCGAGCUGAUGAUAUCCGGAGACUCAAGAAACCUCCUGACUGUUUUUUUGCACCCCUUCCUCCUUCUCCAGUUGAUGAUUCUCUGAGCCUGAAGACACCUCCCGAGUGUCUUCUGGUACCCCUUCCACCUUCUCCAGUUGAUGAUUUUCUCACACCACAGGCACCUCCCAUCAAGCGUCAUCACCUGGGACCUGUAGCAUUUCCUCGAGCUGAUGAUUUUAGGAGACCCAAGGAACCUCCCAACUGUUUUUUCUUAUCACUUCCACCUUCUCCAGUUGAUGAUUCUCUGAGCCUGAAGACACCUCCCGAGUGUCUUCUGCUACCCCUUCCACCUUCUCCAGUUGAUGAUUUUCUCACAUCAGAGGAACCUCCCAUCAAGCGUUGUCGCCUGGGACCUGUAGCAUUUCCUCGAGGUGAUGAUAUCAGGAGACUCAAGAAACCUCCUGACUUUUUUUUUGCACCCCUUGCACCUUCUCCAGUUGAUGAUUCUCUGAGCCUGAAGACACCUCCCGAGUGUCUUCUGGUACCCCUUCCACCUUCUCCAGUUGAUGAUUUUCUCACACCACCAGCACCUCCCAUCAAGCGUCAUCACCUGGGACCUGUAGCAUUUCCUCAAGCUGAGGAUUUUAGGAGACCCAAGGAACCUCCCGACUGUUUUUUCUUACCCCUUCCACCUUCUCCAGUUGAUGAUUUUCUCACAUCAGAGGAACCUCCCAUCAAGCGUUGUCGCCUGGGACCUGUAGCAUUUCCUCGAGGUGAUGAUAUCAGGAGACUCAAGAAACCUCCUGACUUUUUUUUUGCACCCCUUGCACCUUCUCCAGUUGAUGAUUCUCUGAGCCUGAAGACACCUCCCGAGUGUCUUCUGGUACCCCUUCCACCUUCUCCAGUUGAUGAUUUUCUCACACCACCAGCACCUCCCAUCAAGCGUCAUCAUCUGGGACCUGUAGCAUUUCCUCGAGCUGAGGAUUUUAGGAGACCCAAGGAACCUCCCGACUGUUUUUUCUUACCCCUUCCACCUUCUCCAGUUGAUGAUUUUCUCACAUCAGAGGAACCUCCCAUCAAGCGUUGUCGCCUGGGACCUGUAGCAUUUCCUCGAGCUGAUGAUAUCAGGAGACUCAAGAAACCUCCUGACUGUUUUUUCGCACCCCUUCCACCUUCUCCAGUUGAUGAUUCUCUGAGCCUGAAGCCACCUCACGAGUGUCUUCUGGUACCCCUUCCACCUUCUCCAGUUGAUGAUUUUCUCACACCACCGGCACCUCCCAUCAAGCGUCGUCACCUGGGACCUGUAGCAUUUCCUCAAGCUGAUGAUUUUAGGAGACCCAAGGAACCUCCCGACUGUUUUUUCUUACCCCUUCCACCUUCUCCAGUUGACGAUUUUCUCACAUCACAGGAACCUCCCAUCAAGCGUUGUCGCCUGGGACCUGUAGCAUUUCCUCGAGCUGAUGAUAUCAGGAGACUCAAGAAACCUCCUGACUGUUUUUCUGCACCCCUUCCACCUUCUCCAGUUGAUGAUUCUCUGAGCCUGAAGAAACCUCCCAAGUGUCUUAUGGUACCUCUUCCACCUUCUGCAGUUGAUGAUUUUCUCACACCAAAAACACCUCAACUACAGUGUCACCUGAGACCUGUACCAUUUCAUCGAGCUGAUGAUAUUAGGAGACUCAAGAAACCUCCUGACUGUUUUUUUGCACCCCUUCCACCUUCUCCAGUUGAUGAUUCUCUGAGCCUGAAGACACCUCCCGAGUGUCUUCUGGUACCCCUUCCACCUUCUCCAGUUGAUGAUUUUCUCACACCACAGGCACCUCCCAUCGAGCAUCACCUGGGACCUGUAGCAUUUCCUCGAGCUGAUGAUUUUAGGAGACCCAAGGAACCUCCCGAGUGUUUUUUCGCACCCCUUCCACCUUCUGCAGUUGAUGAUUCUCUGAGCCUGAAGACACCUCCCGAGUGUCUUCUGGUACCCCUUCCACCUUCUCCAGUUGAUGAUUUUCUCACACCACAGGCACCUCCCAUCGAGCGUCGCCUGGGACCUGUAGCAUUUCCUCGAGCUGAUGAUUUUAGGAGACCCAAGGAACCUCCCGAGUGUUUUUUUGCACCCCUUCCACCUUCUCCAGUUGAUGAUUCUGUGAGCCUGAAGACACCUCCCGAGUGUCUUCUGGUACCUGUUCCACCUUCUCCAGUUGAUGAUUUUCUGAGACCACAAACACCUCCCGUCCAGUGUCACCUGAGACCUGUACCAUUUCAUCGAGCUGAUGAUAUCAGGAGAGUCAAGAAACCUCCUGACUGUUUUGACCGUUUUUUGUUUUGUUUGCUUUUGUGUUUGUUUUUUGUUUUAUUUUUAUUGUGUUGGAGGAAGGCGUCUGUUAUGUUGUUGAUUCUAUUUAUUCAUCAUUUUUGCAACACAUAAAUUCAUUUAAGUAUUGAUUGUGCACCUAUCAUAUGAUAAGCAUUUUUUCAUCAUUCCCCCACUUCCAGAACCCUAAGCUUUUCUCACUGUUAGAACUGCUAGUUUAUUUGUAUUUCAGUCACUUUGACUAUAAACUCCUUGAGUGUAGGUGCUUAGAUUUUUUUCACUGCUUAGCCCCCAAUGCCUGUAUAGAGUAAGCUCUUUUUUUUUUUUUUUUUUUGUACCAAAUGCCCAAUGGCCAAUUUAUUCUGUUUCAAUAACAACUAGGCAUCAUUUUCAAAGGGCCAUAUACUGACAACAGACUGCCCAGAAAUUAUCUCCCUAUGUAGGAAAACUACAGAAGACAAGUUCUUAGACUUUUAAUGCCCAUUACAGUAGCCAUUAAUGACAGGUGACUACCGAGCCUUGAAAUACGAUAGUCCAAAUUUAGAUGUGCUAUAAGCUUAAAUUACACACCACAUGUCAAAGCCAUAAGACCAAAAACUGUAAAAGAGUCUGGUAAUUUUAUAUUUAUUAUAUAUUGAAAUGAUAUUUGGUAUUUUAGAUAUAUUGAGUUAAAUAAAAGUUAAAUUCA